Messenger RNA from Truncatella angustata, 489 nucleotides. RefSeq lists its product as uncharacterized. Lineage: Eukaryota; Fungi; Ascomycota; Sordariomycetes; Amphisphaeriales; Sporocadaceae. Bases 1 to 489 code for a protein of 162 amino acids. The transcript is spliced from 4 exons. The record is from RefSeq and is a predicted model, not a curated record.
AUGGCCAGUACGAUCUAUGGCUAUACUUCCUUCAAGGCUCUCGGUGUCGGUGCAUUCGACCAGGCAGGCUAUGAUGUCGUUCAAGCCAAGGUUGAGCCAGAGGGAAUACCCUGGGCUUCAGGGUUCAUGAUGAUUUCACAACCUCAACUUGGCGGCAUUGUUUUAGUACUUAGCAUGAUAGGAGCAAUUUUCGUCAAUCAAGCAAAAGUUCGUCUCCUGAACCUUUCCGCAGAGCAACAAUCCGAGGCAUUAGCUAUCAUCGUACAAGCUAUUGACAACGUUUAUAUCCUAUCGAUUGUCGCGGGCGGUCUUGGUGUGGUGCUUUCUGUUCCCAUGGUUUACAAAGCCCAUACACCAAGCUGUCUCGAGGUUGGAUAUGUAAGCAUAAUCAUUGCUUCAUUCCUACGACGAGUAUUUGCCACCGAGUUGGUUGGAAAGAGUCAGUUCCUGAGCUUCCUACUCGUGAUCGAACACCUUCAGUCCUAUUAA